AUGGCACGAUACCGACCUUCGUAUCAAACUCGAGAUCGGAGACGUGACUCCUACCGUCCAGACUUAGAUCCAGACCGAAGACACGACUCCUGGCGUCCGGAUUCAGAUCGAAGCCGCGUUCGCGGCCCUGAUCGCUCUGCAAGACCCCGAGGUCUCUCUCCGGUCAGAUCGGCAGUCACCAAAUCCAAGAAAGAGCGUCAUAACAAUCCUUCCACAAGAAUUCACUCUCUCCGAAACCUGCUGGCGAAAGACACCAAGAUGCCCAUGACAGUUCGUCACGAGAAAGAACGGGAAUUAGCGGCACUGCUGCUGGACCAACAAAAAGCCGAGCUUGCUCAAAACGCCAGAAAGAACCUGCAACGAUAUCACUUUGUGCGAUUUGUAGAGCGUCAGAAGGCCACCAGACUACUCAAGAAACUUACCAAGUUGAGAGACACUCCGGCAUACAGUGACGAAGAAUACCAGAAGAAGUUGGAAAAAAUGAUCCACGAAACCGAGGUGGAUAUUGCUUACACUCAGUAUGCACCGUUGGGAGAAAAAUACAUCAGCUUGUUCGUGGAAGAAGAGAAAGAGAGCGGCUCAAGCAAGAACAAAAUGAACAAGAGAGCUUACGCCAUUCUCGACGAGGAUCAGCGUGGCGAAUUGCGGAACUUCUCAGACGAGCUUGCAAAUGUGGCUCGGACGGCAGCAGGGACAAAACCGCCGAUGUGGUACGAGGUGGAAAGCUACAUGGCUGAAGGGGAAGACAAGCUGAAUGCUCUUCGGGAAGGAAAAUUGACCGGAAAGAAGCUGGACAAGGACCUUGCUGCUGUAGGCGGAAAGAAAGAGGCCGACCUGCGAAGUCUGCACCAAACCAAACCUGAGGAAAAGCCAUCAUGGCUUGAUGAUGGUGGUAUGAUUGAUCCGGCUGACCUGGAUAGCGACAACGAGGAUGGUGGGGUGCGAGUCCGGCAGCAGGAUGACGAAGAUAUGAGUGACGGCGGGUUCUUCGAGCGCUGA
This is a messenger RNA of Exophiala xenobiotica, 999 nucleotides long. RefSeq lists its product as uncharacterized. Gene Ontology annotation, cellular component: preribosome, small subunit precursor; nucleolus. The transcript has a single exon. Gene Ontology annotation, biological process: maturation of SSU-rRNA from tricistronic rRNA transcript (SSU-rRNA, 5.8S rRNA, LSU-rRNA). Bases 1 to 999 code for a protein of 332 amino acids. NCBI's taxonomy places the organism in Eukaryota, Fungi, Ascomycota, Eurotiomycetes, Chaetothyriales, Herpotrichiellaceae. The record is from RefSeq and is a predicted model, not a curated record.